Messenger RNA from Colletotrichum spaethianum, 2979 nucleotides. RefSeq names its product protein argonaute. Bases 1 to 2979 code for a protein of 992 amino acids. The transcript is spliced from 2 exons. Lineage: Eukaryota; Fungi; Ascomycota; Sordariomycetes; Glomerellales; Glomerellaceae. The record is from RefSeq and is a predicted model, not a curated record. Gene Ontology annotation, molecular function: protein binding; RNA binding.
AUGUCUGCCAACGGUCGUACUCAGCAGAUCCGUGCCUCUAUCAUGAACAUGGACGGAUCGAACGAUGGUGGUUCCCCCUCUGGCGGUCGAUCCCGCUCCGGUUCGCACGCCUCUCAACCCAAGGCUCAGAACCCCUUCGGUCCUUCUAUGGGCUUCGAUCCUGCCAAGCCUCAGGGUGGUCCUGCGAAGGAGCAUCAGAAUACCCGCAUCGAUCCGCCCGCCGAGUCGUUUCUCAACCCCGGCGCAUCUCCUUUUGUUCGGAGACCUGGCUACAACACCGCCGGUAAGCCGGUCAAUCUCGAGGUGAACCAGUUCCGCGUCAAACAGUGGGACGACAAGAUGACAAUCUAUCAAUAUGAUGUCACUAUCUCCCCGCCCCCCCUGAAAUACAACGUUGUCUUCAAGAAGUGCUGGGAGUCUCGCGCCGUCCAGGAGAUGCUAAAGAAGUACAAGUGUCUCUGGCUGCAAGAUGGCCGAAAGCUCGCUUGGUCUUCGGUUCCCAUCAACCGUGGUGAGGAGCGUCUUAAGGUCGAUCUUGACGAGGGCAAGCCUAUCCGGCAUAAUGCUAAGGUCCCUGAUAACUCUUUUUUCUUCGUCAUGAAGGAGACAAAAAGAAUCAACUUGGCAGCCCUGGAGGCAUACCUCACUGGCAAGAUGGAUUGGGACAAUUCCGUCCUCGAGUGCAUGAACUUCAUGGAUCACCUUGUGCGCCAGUAUCCAAGCGAGCGUCUUCUCUCUAUCAAGCGGAAUUUCUACAACGAGCGCAACAAGAAGAGUAUGGACCUUGGCCCCUGUUUGGAGGUCGUAAAGGGUGUUUAUUCCUCGGUCCGCAUGAACCAGUCUGUUAUGGACAAGAUUGGACGUGGACUCGGUCUGAACGUCGACGUCGCCAACACUGCUUUCUGGAAGGGCAACGUACCACUGCACAUGUUUGUUCGGGAAUUUCUGGGCACUUGUGACCGCAGAUGGCAGAGCAUGAAGCCCAACGACAUCGCCGAUCUGCUCAAGCCGGUUCGGCAGAAAGACCGGAACGGGGGUAUUGUCUUUGCCAUGUCGGAUGCCUUCAAACAUCUUCGCAAGCUGGUCAAGCUUCCUUUUUCCCCUAAGCACCGUGGCAAGGAGAGUUGGGACAAGACCUACCGCAUCAAGGCCUUCGCUUUUGAUCAGAAGUUCGGUGAGCGGGGUGCUACCGCAGACAGUAUCCAGUUCGAGAACAACAACGUGCUGAUGAACAUUACUCAGUACUUUCAGAAGACCUACGGUUAUCAGGUCAUGUUCCCCAACUGGCCUGUCGUUGAGACUGCAAAGUCUGGCUUCUUCCCGAUGGAGAUUUGCAUCGUCAAGGCUAUGCAGCGCUACCAAUUCAAGCUGGACCCGGAUCAGACCUCCGCUAUGAUUAAGGCCGCCGUGACGCGACCUAACCAGCGAAAAGCUGACAUCAUGGAUGCAAAGAAUCAGCUGUCGUGGAAGGAAGACCCGUACCUCCGCCAGUACGGUGUCGUCUUCGAGGAUCAGAUGGCCCGAACCCAGGGUUCACUUCUCGAGCCCCCUAAGAUCCAGUACGCGAACAACAUCACAAGCCCCAUGUUCUCUGGUCGUUGGGAUCUGCGUGGCAAGAAGUUCUGGGUUCCCAACCGUCAACCCCUGCAGUCCUGGGGUAUACUUAUUCUCGAGAAUGGAUGCAACAAGGCCACCGCCCAGGCCUUUGUACAGACGUUCAAGCAGACAUAUACUGGUCACGGAGGCAAGAUUAUGAGGGAUGCCGUCAUCGUUGACAGCGAGGUCCGGAACCAUAAUGUUGCCGAGGCCGUUGCGAAGGCUUAUGCUCAGAUCAAGGCACAGACGAAGGCUACUCCUCAGCUGCUCUUCUGCGUGCUGAGGUUCAACAACGCUGGCUCCUACGAGCGCAUCAAGAAGUCUGGUGACUGUCGCUUCGGCCUGCUCACCCAGUGCGUCCUUGCGCGUCACGUCGAGAAGAACCAGGGUCAGUACCACUCCAAUGUGGCCAUGAAGGUCAACGCCAAGCUCGGCGGCAUUACUUGCCGUAUCCCCCAUCCGUCCGGUCCUGCCAGUAAAGCUCCUGCCUUUUUCAAGCAAGUUACAAUGAUGAUUGGCGUCGACGUAUCUCACUCCUCGCCGGGCAUUGACGCCCCUUCGAUGGCUGCAAUGACAAUGUCCAUGGAUCAGGAUGCUACGUUCUACUCCGCGGCCGUCGAGACCAAUGGUUACCGCGUUGAAAUGUUGUCUCCUAUCAACUCAAAGAACUUCCUCGCUCGCCUGAUGCCCACUUGGCACAAGCGCAUGAACCACCCGGCGCCACCCCCCCACAUCAUCUACUUCCGUGACGGUGUAUCCGAGGGACAAUACGCUCAGGUCCUUGAGUACGAGGUUGGGACGAUGAAGAAGCUGAUGGAGCAAAAGUACCAGGGACAAAAGCAGCCCAAGUGGACUGUUAUCGUGGCAACCAAGCGUCAUCACAUCCGCUUCUUCCCGCAGCAGGGCGACAAGAACGGCAACCCGUUGCCCGGUACCCUCUUGGAGCGGGAGGUCUGCCACCCGUUCUGGUGGGACUUCUACCUCUGUUCUCACGUCGCCAUCCAGGGCACUGCGCGCCCCGUUCACUACACCGUUCUCGUGGACGAGGCUAAGAUGAAACCCAACGAUCUUCAGCGCAUGAUCUACGGCCAGUGCUACUCUUACGCCCGCUCGACGACUCCGGUAUCGCUCCAUCCCGCAAUCUACUAUGCAGAUCUUGCUUGUGGCCGCGCUCGUGCCCACGAGAACAUCGCGACGUCCCAUGGCUUCCGUUCUGGUCCAAAGGCUGCAGAGAUGGCCGAUGAGUACGGCGCUCGCGGCAUGUCUAUGUUCGAUAAUGAUCGACCUACCGAGGCUAUGCAGCUUCUACCUCUGGGCGGUGCCGGCGCCGAUGCUGACCCCCAGGCGAGCGAGAUGUUCAAGGGCACUAUGUGGUACAUCUAA